Mya arenaria is the source of this 627-nucleotide messenger RNA. RefSeq names its product clumping factor B-like. The transcript has 3 exons. The record is from RefSeq and is a predicted model, not a curated record. Bases 1 to 627 code for a protein of 208 amino acids. NCBI's taxonomy places the organism in Eukaryota, Metazoa, Mollusca, Bivalvia, Myida, Myidae.
AUGGCGCUGGGUGCAUGGCUUUGUUCUCAGUCUGAUGAACAGCCCCACGGCUCCGAAAAACACCUUGAAAAACACUUGUAUGUUUACCGACCAUAUAACGGGUCACCAACGUUUCAAUUACGACUAAGGUUUAAGGUUUUGCACAACGAUACCGACGACGAUACCGACGACGAUACCGACGACGAUACCGACGACGAUACCGACAACGAUACCGACAACGAUACCGACAACGAUACCGACAACGAUACCGACGACGAUACCGACGACGAUACCGACAACGAUGCCGACGACGAUACCGACAACGAUACCGACGACGAUACCGACAACAAAACCGACGACGAUACCGACGACGAUACCGACAACGAUACCGACAACGAUACCGACAACGAUACCGACAACGAUACCGACGACGAUACCAACAACGAUGCCGACGACGAUACCGACAACGAUACCGACAACGAUACCGACAACGAUACCGACGACGAUACCGACGACGAUACCGACAACGAUACCGACGACGAUACCGACAACGAUACCGACGACGAUACCGACAACGAUACCGACGACGACAACGAGACUAACGAUAACGACGCCAUGGCUAUAACAAUACCUCGACUAUUGGCGUGA